AGGCAGACAGGCAGCUGAGCGAAAUAGCGAAACAUAACCAAUCAUUUCGCAUGUAUACAUACAUCUCUAUUUUUUGUUAGUAAAUUUUAGAAACUCGUGCGGUGAUUGAUCAGCCAAAGCUGCAAUUCUAUCUAAAACAUUUUGACAACUGGUUAUAAGCAUGCUGUCAAUUCAAAGACUUGCCGUUCAGCUUUCAUCUUGGUCUGCUGUUCAGAAUACUGUUUGUCUUCUAUCUUCAACUGCAACAGCUAUUCCCCUCAGGCCCAAAAAGGAGAAAUCCUUCAGAAACCAGGCAGUAAGUUUGAUUGACUACCGUCGUAUACAAGCUCAAGGGGGAAACGGUGGUGAUGGAUGCAUUUCGCUCCUGAGCUUGUGGUCCAAUGAGUACGCGGGGCCUGAUGGUGGGGAUGGAGGCAGUGGUGGGCAUGUAGUUCUUCAUGCCAGCACAGAUGUCAGAGAUCUAGCUCACAUACCAGCAGUAAUCAGAGCAGACAAUGGAGAGCCAGGCUUAAACAAGAAUCGCUUUGGUAAAAAUGCUAAGCACACAGUAGUUAAGGUUCCAAUUGGAACUGUGAUAAAAAACGAGGAGGGUAAAGUUGUGGGUGAUAUGGAGCUAAACGACACACUAUUUGUUGCUGCUCGAGGAGGAGCAGGUGGGCAUGGCAAUGCUUAUUUCAGGACAGAUGUAAAUCAGACCCCUCAGGUUGCUGAGUUUGGAGCAGCGGGAGAAAGUAUUCUGUACUUUAUAGAGAUGCGUAGUAUGGCUGAUAUAGGUCUGAUUGGAUUUCCUAAUGCAGGAAAGAGUACGUUGUUGCAGGCGAUAUCGAGGGCCAAGCCAAAAGUUGCUCCUUAUCCAUUUACAACACUGAGGCCUUAUGUUGGAAUUGUACAAUACAGCGAUCAUACUCAAUUAGCUGUGGCUGACCUUCCUGGACUUGUGAUAGACUCCCACAAAAACAAGGGAUUAGGAAUUGGGUUUCUGAGACAUGCCGAACGAUGCAGCCUACUGGCCAUGGUUUUAGACCUAUCAGAACCAGAACCAUGGAACCAACUUCACGCUUUACGCAAUGAAUUAAGACAUUUCAGUCCAGAAUUAUCAGAGAGACCACAAUUAAUCAUUGCAAACAAGAUAGACUUGCCGAGUGCACAGGAAAAUUAUCAACUUCUAACCAAAGAGAUUAAUACAGAAAUAAUGCCAAUCUCAGGAAAGACUGGAGAGAAUUUAACUAAUCUUCUUUACCGUUUUAAAUCGCUUCAUUCAGAAUAUCUGGAGCAAAAAGAUAAAAACAAUGACUUUUCUGAAUAACAUAAUUACAAUUAGUACUGAUAUUUUUAUAAGAAUAAUAAUUAUUAUUAUUUGCCU
Frankliniella occidentalis (western flower thrips) is the source of this 1363-nucleotide messenger RNA. Its product is annotated as mitochondrial ribosome-associated GTPase 2. The record is from RefSeq and is a predicted model, not a curated record. The transcript is spliced from 8 exons. Gene Ontology annotation, molecular function: GTPase activity; magnesium ion binding; GTP binding. NCBI's taxonomy places the organism in Eukaryota, Metazoa, Arthropoda, Insecta, Thysanoptera, Thripidae. Gene Ontology annotation, cellular component: mitochondrion. Bases 161 to 1306 code for a protein of 381 amino acids.